CAAGCCCCGGUUCUGCCCCGGGGCUGCAGGAGUGAGACUUCUCAAAGGUCAAGUGUCUUUUGUUUCCACUGUCAACUGCGUGACGUUUGUGCUAAAGUGGAUCAUCAUGACGGAGGAUAAUAGCGCUGAUAACUUCAUCAAGGAGACAUCCAUUCUAGAUGAAUACAGCAUAAAUUGGACACAAAAACUGGGAGCUGGCAUCAGUGGCCCUGUGAGGGUUUGUGUGAAGAAAUCAUCUCAGGAACGCUUAGCCCUGAAGAUCCUCAUUGAUCGUCCAAAAGCCAGGAAUGAGGUGCGCCUCCAUAUGAUGUGUGCCAACCACCCAAAUAUAGUGCGAAUCUUGGACGUGUAUGCCAACAGUGUUCAGUUCCCACAUGAGUCCAGUCCCAGAGCCAGGCUUUUGAUUGUCAUGGAGAUGAUGGAGGGCGGUGAACUCUUCCAUAGAAUCAGUCAGCACAGGCACUUCACUGAAAAGAUGGCGAGCCAGGUCACAAAGCAGAUCAGUCAAGCCUUGGAACACUGUCACUCCCUAAAUAUUGCACAUCGGGACUUGAAGCCAGAGAACCUUCUCUUCAAGGAUAACUCUCUGGAUGCUCCCGUGAAGUUGUGUGACUUUGGCUUUGCCAAAAUUGAUCAAGGGGACCUAAUGACCCCGCAGUUCACUCCUUACUACGUAGCACCUCAGGUACUUGAGGCUCAAAGAAGACACCAGAAAGAAAAGUCUGGAAUCAUACCUACCUCACCCACUCCUUAUACCUACAACAAGAGCUGUGACUUGUGGUCGCUAGGCGUCAUCAUCUAUGUGAUGCUAUGCGGCUAUCCUCCGUUCUACUCCAAGCAUCACAGUCGCACCAUUCCUAAGGACAUGAGGAAGAAGAUCAUGAUGGGCAGCUUUGACUUCCCUGAAGACGAGUGGAGUCAGAUCUCAGAGAUGGCAAAGGACAUUGUGCGCAAGCUGCUAAAGGUGAAGCCAGAGGAGAGGCUGACCAUUGAGGGAGUCUUGUCUCAUCCGUGGCUCAACUGCACUGAAGCCCUUGAUAACGUGCUGCCCUCCUCACAGAUGAUGAUGGACAAGGCAGUGGUGGCAGGCAUCCAGCAGGCCCAUGCUGAACAGCUGGCCAACAUGAGGAUUCAGGAUCUGAACGUCAGCCUGAAGCCGCUCAACUCUGUCAACAACCCAAUUCUCAGGAAGCGGAAACUGCUUGGCCCUAAGCCCAGUGACUGUUUCUCCAUUCACGACCCAGAGAACGGAGGCGACGACUCCAACGUAGCGCUGGAAAAACUACGAGACGUCAUUGCACAGUGCAUCCUUCCACAGGCCGGCGAAAACGAGGACGAGAAAUUGAAUGUGGUGAUGUUUGAAGCCUGGAGGUUCAACAGGGACUGUAAAAUGCUGCGAGACGGCCUGCAUGGUCUAAGCUGGGAUGGUUCAAUCCCGACACAUAUUCGUCAUCUUUUUCUGUCACAGACCGCUUCCUCAUUCUCCGUCAAUCACCUUUCAGGCACGGUCGAGCCUUUUCCGACAAAGUGGACCGUUUGAAGUUGGCCGAAAUUGUGAAACAGGCCAUUGAAGAGAGGACAAACCUGGAAGAGUCUCACUAGCAAACGUCUUUUCUAUCGUUUUAUAUCAACUUUUUAUCACCAGGCUUUUUUUUUGUUUUUUUUUUUAAGUCAAAUCAUUUUAAUUUUUUUCCCAUUACGCUCCUUCCAUGGAUUGACUUGCAAGGCCAAUUGUCGUUGUACAGCUGUAGAUACACAUUUCAAAAAAAAAAAAAAAAGAUUAAUUGGUACUUGCAACAACAGAAACACUCAAGACUAUAUAUUAGUUUUUGCACACAAAAAAAGAUGACAAAAAAAAAAAUCAACAUACCAGUAAAUUAUUUUCUUAGAGGGAAUUUUUAUUCACAGCUUAUGUUUUAUUCAUCUGUCCCAAGAGUUUUAUUUAUUUUAAGCAAUUUAUUUGUAUUGUUUUAUUUGACUGGCUUCUACUGCUCUUUUUAUGUGGUGUUUGUCACAAUGCCCUUUCUUUCCUCAACACACUUGCUCUUCAAUGUUUUUAUGUCCGUGACACAAUCUCUGUCCUUACUUUUGUCUGCAGCCUUAAAAGGUGGAUUUGUUUUUACGACGCCUUUAAAAAGACACACGACUUCUUGUGUGACGAUUCGUUCUGUAUGUCCAUCUUGUCCAUGUAAACGUGCUCAUGUCAUUACAGCCACGUCUGUAUCAUCAUCUUCAGGUCUCUCGUGUCAUUUUCAAUAUUCGUCCAUAUCAGCGGGGACGUGUCGUUGUAGAAAUUUCAAUGAAAUCACGUCUGUGGGAGCCAUUUGUCAAUAUCAGUGGUGUCCAUUCUUUGCAGGUCAUGUCUUUGGGUUAUUUCCAUGUCUCUUCUCUAGGAACAUGUCUGUCACUGGUGUCAUUUCCGGGAUUUGGCCACAUCUUUGGGGACAUUUCCAUGGAAUCACAUCUGUGGGUCAUGUCUUAGUCUGUGAUAUCCAUUGAUUGGCAGGUGCAUACUGAUUGACAUGUCCCUAACGUCCUAUGUUCAUGUCACUGUUGUCAUUUUCGUGGGGUGUCCAGUCUUUGGGAAAUGUCUGUGAGGUCAUAUCCACGUAUGGGGGUCAUUUCUGGGAUUUGUGCGGCACAGUGGGGACACGUCUUGUGGAGACAUUGGCCACAUGGGGUCACGUCUGUGGGUGUCAUGUCCACGGCUGUGGAGAGGCUCAUAUCUGUGUCAUGUCAACAAAGAUCAUGGCGUCUGUUUGUGUUCCCAUGUCUGUAGAGUUGUGAUGCCUCAGCAGUUAGCCACCUGACUGCUCCUUGUCUUCACUUAUUCUUGACUAUUUUAUUAAACAUGCGCGAUUUGAUGAAGUCUUAGUGCUCUGAAGACAUUUACAUGUACUGUAGAUGUCUUUUUAAAGAUACAGUACAUGUUGAGAAUCAUGUGUCCUCACAUGAUUCUCUUAUUGGCUAGCUCACAUUUAAUUUCGGUAUUCCAAACAUCCUUUCUAAUCCAAAAUGAAGAGUUGACUGUUCCUGCUCUUAUGUUUACAUCACUGAGCCCGCCUUCCUUUUUUGUAAACUCUUACUUUAGUGGUCAAACAAAAGGCCGUCUGCACUUGGAUACCAUUUGGGGUGUUGUUGAUUUAUUGUGAGCCACUCGACGCCUCACAGCUACCCCUUUAAAUCUCCAUGACAACCAUAGCUGAUGUUUAAGAAGGCCUUAUUGCACACAUAAGUAAUGUGCCUUGGUGACUUGAGCUCUUGACUUGGGACUCAUUGUUUGAAAAACAAACAAAUCAUUCCAUUAUCGAGUCAUCCCCUCUCUAUAUCCCUUAACGCUCGUCUCUGUGCGACCUUUGAGGUCACUGAUAGAAACUUCCAAUCGUCUUUUAAAGAGAAGAAAAAGAUUGUAAACUAUAAAAGUAUCUUUGAGCUGAAGUUCACUGAUGACCGUCUGCUGUUUGUGCACUUUGAAGUACAAGGAGGUGAUGUUUAUUACAAGAAAAUGCUUCCUUCACCAAAAAGUGUUUUUUUCUUAGCUGAUGUAGCAUGAAACUCUAAUGGAAGUCUGCAAGUCUGUCUGACUUCUCUGGAAUGUCUUCAACAUGCUGACUUUGUAAUAAAAACACUUUUCAUGA
Nerophis lumbriciformis (worm pipefish) is the source of this 3638-nucleotide messenger RNA. RefSeq names its product MAPK activated protein kinase 5 (gene mapkapk5). Lineage: Eukaryota; Metazoa; Chordata; Actinopteri; Syngnathiformes; Syngnathidae. Gene Ontology annotation, molecular function: protein kinase activity; ATP binding. Gene Ontology annotation, biological process: protein phosphorylation. The record is from RefSeq and is a predicted model, not a curated record.